AUGCUUCCGAUUUUUGCAAAAUUGAUUUCUUGUGAUGCAGCUUUCCGUGCUGAACUAAAGAAGAAGUACUUAAAUCACAAUAUAUAUCAAUACGACGAUGCAAAACGCUACAUGUACAACAAUAUUGAUUGCCAAAAUGGAGAACUUCACUUAAUAUAUGGUGGCAACUCAAUAAAAUGGGAAUGCGGUGGUACUAAGAUACCUUCUACCACAUCAGUAAAUGCAGAACAUAUUGUUCCAGAAUCAUUUUUCAGCAAAAGACUUCCAAUGGUUUCAGAUUUGCACCAUUUGAUAUCAGCACCAUGCAAAUUAAACAAUAAGCGCGGCAAUUACAAAUUUGGAAAUUUCUCAUAUGAUCAAGUUGCUUGUUGGUGCAUAAACAACGAUUGCACUACAAAUAAGCCAUAUAACCCAGAUGAUUACUCAUGUCUAUCGAAGUCAAAUCAUUGGAUGCCAAGAGUUUCUGACAGAGGUGAAGUUGCAAGAGCUGUCCUCUACUGGUUCACAAUGUAUGAUGAUAAAGAUGUAAAGAUGGAACAAGUUGGUGACCUCCAGACCUUCAUAAAUUGGGCAAAAACAUAUCCUCCAUCAGAACACGAAAUUAAUCGUAACAACUUGGUAAAUCAAUACCAAGGCAAUGUAAAUCCUUACAUUGUAGACCCAUCCCUAGUAGAUCCUGCUUGGGUUAACUAA
Molecule: messenger RNA, 693 nt
Organism: Trichomonas vaginalis G3
Lineage: Eukaryota; Parabasalia; Trichomonadida; Trichomonadidae
Product: endonuclease I family
Exons: 1
Coding region: 1-693 (230 amino acids)
Molecular function (GO): nuclease activity
Source: RefSeq, a predicted model, not a curated record